ACGAAAGAAACUCAUUAAAAAAGUCCUCAGCAUAUGUUUGGAAUGACAGCUCCCUGAUUUUUGGUCAGUUUUGUAAAAAUGGCUGGUGCAUUAGCGCGAGUUAUUCAGGGAACGAAGGCUCACUUGGGUGUAGUUGGCCCGCUGGUGAGCGUCAACAAUGUGCCCGUGCGAUUCCAGCAGACGCAAGCUCCGCCACAAAAGGCGAAGUAUGGGCCUCUGGCAGAUGCCGACAGGGUUUUCACAAACUUGUACGGUAGACACGACUGGCGACUGAAGGGCGCCCUGAGUCGCGGCGAUUGGUACUUGACUAAAGAGAUUAUUCUGAAGGGAACUGACUGGAUUGUUAAUGAAAUGAAGACCUCAGGUCUCCGUGGCCGCGGAGGCGCCGGUUUCCCUACUGGUAUGAAAUGGUCCUUCAUGAACAAGCCCUCUGAUGGCCGUCCCAAAUACCUGGUAGUGAAUGCUGAUGAGGGUGAGCCAGGCACUUGCAAGGACCGUGAGAUCAUGCGCCAUGACCCGCACAAGCUGGUUGAGGGGUGUCUGAUUGCUGGAGCCUGUAUGGGUGCACAGGCUGCCUAUAUUUACAUCAGAGGAGAGUUUUACAAUGAGGCUAGCAACCUGCAGGUGGCCAUUGCUGAGGCCUACCAAGCAGGUCUCAUUGGUAAGAACGCCUGCGGCUCCGGCUACGACUUUGACGUGUUCGUCCAGCGUGGAGCUGGUGCCUACAUCUGCGGUGAAGAGACUGCCCUUAUUGAGUCCAUUGAGGGAAAGCAGGGCAAGCCGAGGUUGAAGCCCCCAUUCCCCGCUGACGUUGGCCUGUUUGGGUGUCCGACUACAGUCAAUAAUGUGGAGACUAUUGCAGUUGCUCCAACAAUCCUCCGCCGCGGCGGCGCCUGGUUCGCGUCGUUCGGCCGCCAGCGUAACUCCGGCACCAAGCUGUUCAACAUCUCCGGGCACGUCAACACGCCCUGCACCGUUGAGGAGGAGAUGAGCAUCCCUCUGAAGGAGCUGCUUGAGAGACACGCUGGUGGCAUCAUUGGAGGCUGGGAUAAUCUGUUGGCAGUUAUCCCUGGAGGGUCUUCCACCCCGCUCAUCCCUAAAGACGUAUGCGAGACAGUGCUAAUGGACUUCGACGGCCUCGUAGCCGCCCAGACUUCCCUCGGCACCGCGGCCAUCAUCGUCAUGAACAAAGAGACAGACAUAGUCAAGGCCAUAGCUCGCCUGCUCAUGUUCUACGCACACGAGUCCUGUGGCCAAUGUACUCCGUGCCGCGAGGGAGUAGGAUGGAUGAAGAAGAUCAUAUACAGAUUCGUUGACGGCAACGCUUCACCGAAAGAAAUCGAUAUGCUGUGGGAGCUUUCCAAACAGAUUGAAGGGCACACGAUCUGCGCCCUGGCGGACGGCGCGGCGUGGCCCAUCCAGGGCCUCAUCCGGCACUUCCGGCCCGAGCUGGAGCGCCGCAUGGCCGACCACGCCGCCCGCCACGGGCCCAGCAAGGCCGAGCGCUGCUACUAGACAUCCAGACAGACAUUAGGAAAAUCACCGACGAGUCCCAUCACCUCAAACCUUGUUCUAUGCAAGGUCAGCUGCAGAGAAAAAGUACCCCCCUGCAUACAAAAUUUCUAUGCAGGAGGGGUACCUUUUCUCUGCAGCUGACUGCCUGCCUACUUACCAAAUUGACAGCUCACAUGCCCCAAGUUGCCGAGCCGGGCCUACCGCGAACACCAAGUCUCUCAAAUUUCGGGCAUCUUUCUCUUUUACUCCGAUUGCAAUUAGAAUGACAGAGAUAGUAGCUCAAAAUUUGCGAACUACGAUUUUCGCGGUAGUAACCCUGUUAACCCUUUGAACGCCUCGCUUAUAGUGCGCGGCGCGUCAUCGUGAACCUUAUCGGCAUGCACGUCUUUGACCGUCAAAGGAUUAGAGUACAAGAUUGGCACAAAAGUAAGAUGAUUAUUAGUAAAUUAACCAACGAAACUGUCAUUUUAGUAUUUGGGAUACAUAAUAGAACUUUACUGUGUUUUUAUAUCCCACGUACUAAAAUUACUGUUAAUAGACCAAUCUACCCACUAUCAUUAUAAUACAAAAAACAGGUUGGGUUGUAAUUUGGACCAUGGAACUGACAAUUUAGUAUCUCGGACUUAAAACAAAGUUUAGGGUGGAUUGUACAGUAAAACUAUUAGCUUAGCAUUCCUGCUUACUAAUAUGUACGCAAGGGUGCCAAGCAAAUCGUUUUGAUGCCGGUUUAUGCUGAAAUCUAGAAAUAUAAAACCGGUUUAAUAUAGCCACCAUACAAAAUGCGGGUAUAUGCAAGGAGAUCCAAUUUUCGCUCUUUAAAAUUAUAAUUUUAUACAGAAUACUUUGUUUUGUAAAUUAUUACACAUGUCUUCACAUACGUGGGCCAUGUAAAACUUACAAAGUAUGAUGGCAGAAUAAUCAGAAUAUGUUUCAUUGAUAAAUAUUGUCUCCUGGCCCUUGGGACAGAAAAACAUGCAGAAAUAAUUGAUUCCCAGGGGUUAAUGGCGUUCACACUUGUAGUAUAAGUUUUUUUUUAUGUAAUAAAAAUCAGAUUAUAAAACAUGUAAUUUAUUAUUACAGACAGUUUAAAACAACAAAAGUUUUUAAUUAUUGGUCCGAUCGGAAUAUAAAAAAAAUCAUUUCGAACCUUUUCGCCGCCAUUGACUUGAUAUAAAGACUUCAUAUCAAGUCGUGGUUUUGGACAGGUUUGUAGACGUGGCGUUGAUGACACUUUGAUACUUCAUUGACGUGGCGGCGAAAAGUUUAAUAGCACCAAAAUAACCUUAUAUCAACAUUACCACUCACUACAGCUAAAAUAAAAUCAAAAUAAAUACUUUUGAAUUCCACAGUAUGAUUUUGGAACAUCGAAAUAGUACCCAAAAUAAACAAGUCUUCUGUUAUCGAAAAGCAACCUAACGCUCAUAAAAAAUAAAACACAUUUUUUUUAUAUUACCAAUUGUCCUCCUCCUCUCAACCCUUUGACCGCCACUGUCGGCUAUAGCUGACAAAGGUUACAAUAAAAAAUAAACUACUUACCCCUUUAAUCAUAAACGUCUACUAAAGUUGACAAGCCGCUAAUAAUCGUUUGUCCCUUUCCGACGUAUUGGUAUGAUGGAAAGGGACAAAACGAUUAUUAGCGGCUUGUCAACUUUAGUAGACGUUUAUGAAUAAGGGGGUAGUUUUUAUCAAGCAUAUACGUCUGGGAGCGAUACAAUGUUUUUAUAUUACAUAAAAAAUUGUAAAAUUGUGUCACAGUACUCGAACUUACGACAUUUCGGAACACCGGCCCGAUUGCUCUUAACCUUUUUGAAGCCGAUGACGGAUUAAUCCGUCGCAGACCACAGAGCAACAUAGACCUACGCGCAUAUGCAUAAAGUUCAAUUUCAGUUUUGACUCUUCGGUGACGUGGAGUCCGAGUGACAGCUUUUGUAUUUGACACGGCGUCGAAAAGGUUAACCACCUCAGCUAACGAAGCUUCACUAAACAUUGAUACAUUCUAAUAAAAUCUACAAUUGCGUGUUAUAUAAAAUAGUGGGGGUUAAAACAGGCACGCACAGAACGCUAUUUAUGUUUUCCGAAAUUCGCAGACUCAUUCUCGGUCUAUCAUGACUAGAUAGUUUAUUUAUCUUCGAUUUUACGUCAAUGCGAUAAGAUAGAAAUUAGCCUACGUGGAUUGUGACAUGCGAAAAUAUGUUAAAACGCUUUAUUAUCCUUAUUAUACCAGUUAAUGGGGUUUAUAUAUAUCUAAUCUUGUUUCCGCUGAGCUUUUACGUUUCAUUGUGUAUGAUUGAUCUGAAUAUAAUGGGGUAUUUGACUCCAAAGUAUUUCGACAGUGUCGACACAUUCAAAGACGUGUACUUAGGGAAAGAACUGGGAUAAAAAAAACCAUUGGUCGCAUACUAUUGCUACUCACUCAAACGCCAAAAUUUUCGAAAUCUAUCGAUCUAUGGUUAAAGACAAAAAAUCACUUUGACGCCAUAUCUGGUCAAACAAAGUGACGAUUGGAAGCAAAUUGCUAUACAUUUGACUCUUGCUUCGUAUGUACGUGAGAUACAGAAGUUUUAGGACCCUAUUCGUAACUUAAAUUUGUUGAUGGCUAGUAAAGUCUUCUUGGUAAAACAUUGGACGAUCAGUUUUAGGUGCCCUGGACUUUUAAAGGGUUACUCCGGUUUGGUUGUUGUUUUUACAGUAAACAUUUUAAGACUCGAGUUGGUGGCAUUAUUUACGUGAUAAGGUAGUUAAGCGUAAUUUUUAUUAUUAUAAAUCAAUUGAAAAUAAAAUGUUACUGUGAUGCCGA
Cydia pomonella (codling moth) is the source of this 4312-nucleotide messenger RNA. Its product is annotated as NADH dehydrogenase [ubiquinone] flavoprotein 1, mitochondrial-like. Gene Ontology annotation, molecular function: NAD binding; NADH dehydrogenase (ubiquinone) activity; 4 iron, 4 sulfur cluster binding. The transcript is spliced from 8 exons. Lineage: Eukaryota; Metazoa; Arthropoda; Insecta; Lepidoptera; Tortricidae. The record is from RefSeq and is a predicted model, not a curated record. The coding region runs from base 79 to 1515 and encodes 478 amino acids. Gene Ontology annotation, biological process: mitochondrial electron transport, NADH to ubiquinone.